This is a messenger RNA of Coccidioides immitis RS, 1396 nucleotides long. RefSeq names its product ribosome biogenesis protein NIP7. Gene Ontology annotation, molecular function: RNA binding. The coding region runs from base 99 to 677 and encodes 192 amino acids. The record is from RefSeq and is a predicted model, not a curated record. Gene Ontology annotation, cellular component: nucleolus; preribosome, large subunit precursor; nucleus. Lineage: Eukaryota; Fungi; Ascomycota; Eurotiomycetes; Onygenales; Onygenaceae. The transcript is spliced from 3 exons. Gene Ontology annotation, biological process: ribosome assembly; ribosomal large subunit biogenesis.
AUUUUAUUUUAUUUUAUUUUUUUUUUUUGGUCAUCUCUGGUGCUGUUGAUAUAAACCGGUUGCUCUUGUUACGGCUAUUCCCUUGACCUGUUCUCAGCAUGCGUCCUCUCACCGAGGCGGAGACGAAAACCCUGUUCUCCAAGCUUGCGAACUACACGGGUAGCUCCCUGAACCACCUCAUAGCUCCUCCCUCCUCUUCGGAAGGCGGCCAAUCCGAAGAUGAAAGACAUGUCUUCCGCCUACAUGGAUCACGAGUCUACUAUGUCCGCCUUUCUAUAGCCAAUCUCGCAACAUCCAUCGCGCGCGACAACCUACUCUCCGUCGGUACCUGUAUAGGAAAAUUCACAAAGACGGGCAAAUUUAGACUGCACAUUACAGCUCUAGACGUUAUCGCACCUCAUGCAAGAUAUAAGGUGUGGAUUAAGCCGAACGGAGAGAUGCCAUUCCUCUAUGGUGGAAAUGUUGUUAAGGCGCAUGUUGGACGGUGGAGUGACGACUGCCCGGAGCACCAGGGCGUGGUGGUAAUGUCAAUGGAUGAUACUCCUCUGGGAUUCGGAGUAACAGCCCGUUCGACGGCAGAAGCGCGUCGGUUGGACCCGACUGGAAUUACGACAUUUAGACAAGGCGACAUUGGGGAAUAUCUAAGAGAGGAAGACACGCUGUUCCAGACAACAUAAAUGUGUUUUUCAAUUUGUGUUUAUGUUUACUACAUUAUCAGUUUUGGCGUUGGAAGGCACUUGGGUUCAGUUGACAUACAUAGGCGAGCCAAAAGCAAAUGUUACCAAUUUCGAAAGGCCAUACUCCGUUCUUCUCUCAUCCUCAUCCCGCAAGCGCCCGUCGUGCCUUUGCUGGGCCUUGCCCGGGUGGGCGCCGGUUGGCACUGGAUAACGUACAUGGUACUCAACCCACCAAACAACCUACUACAUGGUAAUCUCUGGUUAAGGUUCCACUGGACCUUUAGGUGGCUAUUUUCCUGCGUUUACACUUUGCUUCUCGGAUUUCAAUCUCGUUGGUUGAGCAAAUAACCCCAUGGCAGCUAGACAUCACUGAAGGUAUGACGAGUUAAAUGCUCCUGCAUCAACGCCGUUAUCCGACUGUCUGCGUCCCCUAAAUCUGUACAUGUUCGUUUUGCUGCCUUGGGUUGUUUCCUUCGCUGUACCACGAUGCUAGCAAACAUGAUGCUUUGGGCAGACACAUAUGAGGGUUGGGAUUUAGGCCAAUAUUCAUCAAACAAGCCUAUUUAGGCAUCAUACCCAACAAUCUUGAUGCUGUAUGGGCAGAAAAGGCUUUUCAAAAGUUCAGCUUUAAAUGAUACCCUGCCUGCUAUGCUUGCCGAACUUUUUUUCUGUCUGGUUCUCCGUACCUAACCAACUUCAUAGCUAUUUUAUGUGCCCUU